AGCAUGAAGCAGAGCACAAAGGGCAGAUCACUUAUUCUGCUGGAUGCAGCUACUACACUAGAAAGCACACUGCUGGUGUUGGUCAUCACCAAAGACAGACGCAUGCUCCCCCACUGCUGUGGAGCUCUGUGCCAAAACUCCUGAUCAUGUUUAUUCUGAAACAACAUGGAAACAUUUGUUUGGUUGCCAGACUAGAUACAAGGGCUGUGUAGAAUAGGCGAUCAGACGUGAGUGCAGGCAUCUCUGAACAGCAGCAGAUCAGCGCGGGUCCAUGAAAACACAUACAUGACGGGUCAGAGUUAACACACAGAACUGCUGGGAUCUCCUUUCCGUCAGUUCCAGCACAACGAAAGCACUAAAAAGAUGAGAAUGGGAGGUUUCAUGUGCGAUGGCGUGCAGGAGUCGUUCAUUAUGCAGGAGAGAUUCGCUCUUCACACAAACGAAAGUCAUUUCAGACGUCCAUUAAGGUUAGCGUUAGUCAGUCCAUUGAGACCCGACAUCAACAGACCCUCAUCGAUCCACUGCAGGAGUCACGGGUUUGUACUAAAACUUUACUGCUUUCAAUCAUUAUCUGUAUACUUUUAUUACAAAGAUGACUUCAAACUAGCUUCACAGUUAAUAUAAAUAUGUUAAAUGUCUGCCAUAGAGUCCUCGCAGAGAAAACGCCUGCGUCUCCCUCUGCCUCUCCCCUUCAUAACAGGACAACACCAAUCCAGACACUCAUUCAUUUGCUGCCGGUUGGACGGAUACAUGGAAAUGCCAGGGAAGAAGGAAUUCCUUCUCCAAGAUGGCUGAUAGGCCCUCAGCUAACUAGCCUGGCUCUUUCUUUGUGCGCGUGGGAGUUUAGGUGAUUGAUUGAAGUCAUUACAGUGGUGGAGAGACUUCUUACCUGGCUAAUCCAGGAGUGAUUUCAGCUGCUGGAUGACAGAUAGCCACAUUACACCCCCUGAAUCAGCUUCUUGAUGAGCUCCUCUGCAUAUGACUUCCACCUACAAAUUAUGUUAAAUAGCCAGUAUGAUGCAUAUAUCAAUGUUUGCCUGGAAAACAAAAUCCCCCUGGAUAUUUGUUCUUUCUGUUCAACAGGUGCAUGUUCUCAGGUGUCUUUCUACACUUUUUUCAAUCACCUGAUUUAUUAUUUGAUGACAUGUAAAGUGCAACCCAAGACAGAACCAUCACAUUCCAAUCUGUAGAUGUGUUAUGUUGGAUCUUAGCCCCAGCCUGUAUUGGUAUCAGACAAGAAAACAUGUGUAACAGUGAGAGAGCAGGACAGAGAGAGACCCCCACCAAAACCCCGAAAUCCAUUCAUUCUGAUUUGGGACAAUUCUUGAUAAAAAGGGAAAACUGUUAACGUCUGCACACAAAUGACAGAUGCUGUUUGCUUCGGGUUAGCGGGCGAUCGGCAAGAAGCGAUUGCACAGAGGACAAUAACGGCAAACAAGAGAAUUUGAUGAGGAUUUACAAAAGCGCAGCUCUAAUCAAUGCAAUGGUGAGCAGAGAAGGAGAACAAGGACUGGAAUGCUUCUCAAAAGAAACAGAAUGUAGCCCCAAAUCUGGUGCAAACUGAUUCGAGCACUAAGGCAGAACUCCGGGGUCACACACGGCUGACGGGCUCCAGCGGGGCGGAUCAGAGACGGGGUACAGGUGGCGGUGAGGGCUCUUCAUGCCAGCGGCCGGGACUGGAAACCGGCGAGAGUAGAGCUCUGGAGCAGACACAAAACAAACAGCCAGGUUCAGAAGUGACACUGACAUAAAAGGGAAACAGAGAUUUCAGUUCAAUGUCAGCUUUAUUUGCAACGACUGACUCCAAAUCAGUUCUCCGUUCUCAAAACUUCAAUGCUGGAAGGGGAAAUGUCCCAAAGAUCCUUUGCUGUGGCAUUAAUCCACACAGAAACGUGGGUUCAUCGUCUUUUGUGCCAAUACAGCAAACCAACAAAGUGGAUUGUGGUGCCAGUCAGUAUUUGGUUUUUAUACAUGUUCCAUAUUAGUAAAAACCGCCGCUGGAAUCCGUGUUCUUUGUUAAAUUCCCCUGCAUGCUGUUUCUGUUUGCAUCCAUUUGACAAACACAUGUUGGUAAAUUAAAUGCAGCUUCUUUUGCAGGUGCUGCUAAAACUGUCAUGCUUUCUGUAUUUGCCUAACUGAUUGCUGAACUCAUGUGAUGAGUUAUUAGCCUGAUCAUCCUAAUCUUUGUUGACGGGUGUUUCCAAAUCAUUCUUAGACUGGACUGUUGCUCUCACUCUUAAGGCUUGCUUCCAUUCAACAAACAUACAACUUAAGCUUGUGAACUUUUGCCUACACACAGAAAUCUUCUGGGUUUCACUAACAACAUGGAUUAUUUCAAGACCGCAACCAUUAAGUCAAAUUUUGGGGGCUUUAGGACAAUCUGACAGUUAUCCAAGUGUCUGUGUGUGCAUGCACACAUGGACAAAACCCGAUGAUAUGCAAGCUGGAGUCUUAGUCUGUUGAAAACGCCCCAAAUUGCAGAGUCUGCCUGGAGCUGAGCCGCCUGCACCGAGACACUGCCUUUUGUUCUCCUCUGCAAGCAGAAGCAGCCUGACAGCCCUGAAAUGAUCCGCUCUCCUCUUUCACACAAUCACACAUGAAACUGUCCUCUUCUUUUCAGCUCGGCUACCUUGUAUUCCACUAGAAUGUGCGUGCACAGAGAUGCUCGUCCACACAUGCAGAAACGCACUCAAAUAUACAAUCUCUCAUGUGUGUCACUUCCACAUUCUCUAAUUUUCCUCCGUUUUUUCUCUCCCUGCAUGCCGUUCUCUCAUUUUUCCUCACUGACUGCGAUGAUGGUGAAUCCCUCAUGGAUUUCUGGAGGGUAUCACCAUGGAGACGGUGCUCUGCCACACGUGUCUUUAGAUCCUCCUGCUGGAUAUGGAGCACAGUCAGAGUGUGUACGGCUGCCCUUUGGCCAAGAAGAGGAAGAGCUUAGAUAUCGAACCCUUGGAAACCUCUCCAAAGAGGAGCACCUUACUUGAUGACAUGGACAACUCCACAAUGGAGGAGUGCUACGACACAGACGGAACCGAGGAGAUGGACGACAGGGAGGAAGAAGAGGAGGAGGGAGCCAUGGAGGGGGGAGGAGAGGUAGUGGAGGAAGAGGAAGAUGUGGGAGGCUACAUGGACUACAAUGUAGAACAGAUGGAGCAUGAAAAUGAGGAGGGGGAGGAACGGGGAGAAGAGGAGGACAUAGAAGAAGAGGACGUAGAAGUGGAGCAAGAAGAGGAGGAAGACAGUGAUGAAGUCAGGGUGGAGGAGGCAGAAGAAGAGGAAGAAGAAGCAAUUGAGGAGGUAGACUAUGAAGACGAUGAAGAAGAGGAGGAGGAAGAGCAAAAUAUGGGGCAAGAGGACAAUCAGUUGAGCCCUGGAGACAGCACCAGUGAGGGUGGAGGUGGGGAUGGAUACAGCAAAUUGGGUCCUGCAAUGGAGAAGGAUGACAACAACAACGAUGAGUAUGAAAACUACGAUGAACUCGUUGCCAAGUCCCUCCUCAACUUGGGGAAGAUUGCAGAAGACGCUGCCAACCGUGCCAUGACCGAGUCUGAAAUGAACAGCAACUCCCCCAACAGUGCUGAAGACGAGGGAGAGGAGGAGGAGGAAGAGGAAGAGGAGGAAGAAGAAGAAGAAGAGGAGGAGGAGGAGGAGGAUGAAGAGGAAGAGGACGAGGAGGAGGAAGAGGAAAGUGAAUUACAGAGAGGAGAUCUGAGUUUGGAUGUUGAAAGUGAUGUUGUUCGGGAAACUGUGGACUCUCUCAAACUCCUUGCACAGGGUCAUGGUGCCGUGUUGUCUGACAGUUUAGAUGGACAGGACUUCGAAGGGUCAGCCAGACCUGGGGACCAGACUAACUACUCCCACAAUGGUGGUAAUGGACAGAUGAAGACCACCAAUAAUGGAAAAAUAGAGGGAAGUGAUGAAGAAGUGUGUCUGAGCAGUCUGGAGUGCCUAAGAAACCAGUGCUUCGACUUGGCUAGGAAGCUAAGUGAAACAAAGUCUAUUGACCGAAACGGACCGUCCCAACAAAAUCAUUACUCGUGUGGGGACCCCAGUCAACAACCACAGCACCAUGGAUAUGGAGACUUCCACAACAGCCAAGACAGCAGACGGACACUUGAUAGGAACUAUUCAGACAUGGAUAAUCUCAUGAAGCUGGAGGAGCAACUGAGUCCACGCUCCAAGGCUUUCUCCAGCUGUGCUCAGGACGAGCGGUAUCACACCAGCCACAGGGACUUUGAUGAGGACACUGCUUCCAUCACGUCGGACCGAUCAGAGGAAGUGUUUGACAUGACGAAGGGUAAUUUGUCUCUACUGGAGAAGGCGAUCGCACUGGAGUCGGAGCGCGCAAAGGCGAUGCGAGAUAAGCUCGCAGCCGAGGCAGCCAGAAGAGAUGGAGUGAGGUAUGCUCAUGAAGACCAUGGCCCGCGGCAUGGCUACGGUGUGGAGCGUAAAGCCCGUCUUCCUGAUGGCAUGAAGAAGCCUUUCUUCCAUAAAGAUCCUUCACGUGCAGACAAGAAGGAAAGCAGGUGUCCAACACCAGGGUGUGACGGCACAGGUCAUGUGACGGGCCUGUACCCCCAUCACCGCAGCCUAUCUGGCUGUCCGCACAAGGACCGGGUGCCACCAGAAAUUGUGGCAAUGUAUGAGAAUGUUCUUAAGUGUCCUACGCCUGGCUGCACGGGACGCGGCCAUGUCAAUAGCAACAGAAACUCCCACAGAAGUCUGUCAGGGUGCCCCAUAGCUGCCGCUGAAAAGCUGGCAAAAGCCCAGGAGAAGCACCAGAGCUGUGACGGGCCAAAGUCCAAUCAGUCAUCCGACCGAGUUUUAAGGCCUAUGUGCUUUGUCAAACAACUGGACUAUCCACAGUAUGGUUACAAGAACAAUGUUUCCACCAGCACGCCCCGCUCCAACCUGGCCAAGGAACUGGAGAAGUACUCCAAGACCAGUUUUGACUACAGCGCCUUUGACAGCACCAACAACCACCAUGUGUAUGGGAAAAGGGCCAUUGCACCAAAAGCUCAUGGCCAACGGGACGCUUCUCCUAAAGGACAUGACGCCAAGCGCUACUGCAAGAACUCCAGCUCUGCCAGCAGCACCACCAGCACCUAUGCUCCAAGCAGCAGCAACAGCAGUCUCAGCUGCAUCGGUGGUGGAGGAGGUGGGGGAGGAGGCGGAGGGGGUGGGGGCAGCAGCGCCAGUAGCACCUGCAGCAAGAGCAGCUUUGAUUACAGUCACGACAUGGAAGCUGCCCACAUGGCGGCGACCGCCAUCCUCAACCUGUCCACUCGCUGCCGGGAGAUGCCCCACGGCAUUGGUGGGAAGCCGCAGGACUUGUGCUCACAGAGUCCAGGUCUAGAUGUUGAUGAGAACGGUACGUUGGACCUGAGUAUGAGCAAGCGUCUGUGCGGCGGUGGUGCAGGGGAUGCAGUUCUAACCCCUCUAGAGCCAAUGUCCCCCCAGAGGCAAGCCGCCCUGCUGGGUUCCCGCUGCUACGGCAUGGGGGACGCCGCAGACUGCUGGGACCUGCCUGUAGACUACACCAAGAUCAAACACAUAGAUGAGGACGAGAAAGAGACGGACGACCUCGAUCCUUUCCAGGACUUACUGGACGAUCGUUCCUAUACCACAGAUGUAAACAUGCCCAGCCCCAAGCCCAAGUAUGUCCAGUGCAAGGAGACGAAGAAGGACCUGAUAACAUGUCCCACACCGGGGUGUGAUGGAAGUGGUCACUUGACGAGCAAUUUCGCCUCACAUCGAAGUCUCUCAGGUUGUCCUUUAGCAGAUAAAAGCAUUCGAAGUAUGCUGGCCAACAAUGCACAGGAGCUCAAGUGUCCAACACCAGGAUGUGACGGUUCUGGACAUAUUACCGGCAACUAUGCCUCACACAGAAGUCUUUCAGGGUGUCCACGAGCCAGGAAAAGUGGGAUAAAGAUCAUCCACAGUAAAGAAAAUAAGGAGGAUCAGGAACCCAUCAGGUGUCCAGUCCCAGGCUGUGAUGGUCAGGGACAUGUAACAGGAAAAUAUGCAUCCCACAGAAGUGCAUCUGGAUGUCCCAUAGCAGCCAAGAGGCAAAAAGACGGUUAUCUGAACGGCAUUCAGUUCACAUGGAAGUCUGGAAAGACAGAGGGCAUGUCCUGCCCAACUCCCGGCUGCGACGGCUCAGGUCACGUCAGUGGCAGCUUUCUGACACAUCGAAGUCUUUCAGGUUGUCCUCGUGCCACCUCUGCCAUGAGGAAAGCCAGGCUCUCUGGAGUGGAAAUGCUGACAAUAAAGCAGCAACAUGCAAGCAACGUAUUGGAUCAUGAAGAAGAGAUCAAGCAGCUGGAUGAAGAAAUCAAAGAUUUAAGUGAAUCUAACUCGCAAGUGGAGGCAGACAUGAUCAAACUCAGAACACAGAUUACAACAAUGGAGUCCAGCUUGAAGUCCCUAGAAGAGGAAAACAAGAAACCACUGUCCCACAAAGAGCCUCUUCUGAGGACCAGUAGCUGCUUACAGCUUCACCAGCAGGAGUCCCUCAGCGAGCAGAACUUUGACGCCUACGUCACCACUCUAACAGACAUGUACACGAACCAGGACCAGUACCAGAGCGUGGAAAACAAGACCCUGCUGGAAAAUAUCAAACAAGCGGUUCAAGGGAUCCAAGUGUAAGCCUUCGGCAGAGGAGGCCUUCCAUUCCCUCAGAGACUAACACAGGCAGUGACAAUUGGAACUCCUUGUGCGAAAACUUAUAUAGUGUUAUAUAUUCUAAACUUUGUUCUCAAACAAAAUAAAAAGAGGUAUUAUGAUUAAAAAGACCUCAAAAUCAUUUUUUUUGUCUUGCUUUGAGGAAGAAGGAAAGUACUCGCAAACUAGUUUUUGAAAACAUUCACAUUUUGUACGUUUUCAUAUGAGCUGACAUAGUGUCAUGUAAUGUUUCUAGCUGCUCAUGUAUGCACAUUUUUAGUGUAUAUUUCUGAACAGUAAGCUAAUGAAAACAGAGAUUCUUUUUAUUGCUCGACAUUACGCAUUUUAGAUGAAAAACAUUGAAACAAAGAAAAAAUCUGCAAGCUCCAUACUUUUUCUGUUGGAUGAACGACUAUGGACUUGAUCAUUUCAAAUCUUUUCUGUCGUUGGAUUCUUCCUCCUUUUUUCUUCCUGCGUGUCGAUGAUUUAAGAUAAGAAUUGCUUUGCAAAUUUCUUUAUUUUCUGAAAAUGCUUGAGAAAAAUGUCUAAUGCUUUGUUUCGAUGAAAAGUAAGGAUGUUUCGCUGCAGAUGGGGGCAUUUUCAAUCGGUGCUGUAAAUGAUUCCCACAGGGAAACUGACCGGAUGUAUGUAUGAAUGUAUGAAUGAGCAGUUCUAUUGUAAACAUCAUUACACGGAAACCCGAUGGUGGAAAUCCCAUGACUCUAUCUGAGAGCCAAUUGAGUCCUCGAAGAACAUAUCAUGCAUGUUCACAAACUCAUUUUGAAUUAGUCUGAGGUAGAAACGAUGUAAAGACGUCGAUCUGGAGACGCCACAUUUUAUUAGCCUUUCUAGGAUCGGAUUUGCUCAAUUUUGUGUUGCUAGGAUCAUGAAAUGUCUCAGCAAUAUACUUGCAAAAUUAUUUCUUUCUAGGGAUUAUAUGUGAUGCAAUCUGAAAAAAUUCAAACAUAUGGGUAUAUGCAAUUUCUUCUUUAUAAGCAUAGUGGGGUAACAUGAAUCUUUUUAAUAUAGCCUAUGUAAAAAAUAUUGAUUUUUAUACAAAUCUUUUAAUACAAAAAGUCUUUUUAAAAAAAGAGAGAACCUGGACAUUGAGUUUCAGAAGCUAAAGUAUAUGAGUUCCACUUUUUUUCUGUACGAUUUUGCACAGGGACACCUUCGUUUCCAUGUUUUGAUGUUAUUACAGAAACUAAAAGCGGCACCUGAGAGCCUGACGAAAGGGUUUACAAGGUUUUUGUAAAGAGUAUUUAUAGAGUAUGACUGCGGGACUUACAGGGUCACUGUCCCCACUUAUGUGCCAGUAGACUAUUUGCACUUGUCCUUGAAGAUAUUAUCCUUGUGUAUGGCAGCGUGCAAUUUUCCAGGUGACCUCUUUGGCACACGGGUGGAACAACAAACUGCUUGGAGCCACUGCAGGCGUGGAUUUACUACCACUGAGAGUGACACGGGCAGAACAGGGACUUUGAAAUCAGACAAAAGGAAGAUUAUGACAAUAACAGUUAUACUGGAGGCUAUUUUCAAGUGUAAAAACAUUACAAAGGUUUUUCAUUUUGCUAUGUUUAGGAUGAUAAAGUUAUCCCCCAGCAGCACUUUAUAUCUAAUCACUGUAAAAAGAAGUAAAUAGUCAAUCAGUUCAAGACUUUGACAGAAGGCAGAGAAGAAGAAGGCUUGGAGAUGUUUCUGGGGAGACACAAUCCAGCUGACAUCCCAGGGAAAACCCACCCUUCCAUUCGGUUCUGCUAGUUGGGAUCCUGUUCAGAAUUUGCCUUGUGGGGAGCUAAUGCAGACGGUUUUGGGGUUCAGCUCAUCUGAAUCGUAUCUAUUGUACUUUACUGUCCUCUUCCAGGACUCUGCUACCCAUCAUUCAUGACUGCAUACGCCUUUUCCACUGCAUCGUGUCUGCAGCUUUUUGCCAAUAUAGUAAUGCUUCAGUAGAAUAAUAGCUAUUACCAGUUUUGGAAUAAUUUUUCAUUAUCAGUGAAAAAGGACAAGGGACUUUAAAGCACAAACCGGCUGCUCAUCUGACAAUGGUGCAUAAACGAAGGUUGUCACACGUUUAGACUUCUGAAUUUUCAUAUCAAUUAUUGUGAAUCCAUAAGAGUUUAUUACUUUGUUCAAGCCAGUUCAUUUGAAGUUGAUUUCAGUGGCCAUCAACAAAGACAGGAUUUUGUAUAAACUAUUGUGCUCUGUGGAACUGAAGUUUGAUUUAUUUUUGUACUACACAGCAUGGAUUUGUUGACAUUUUAAUUUUGCUAUAAAUGUGUGAGAUCACAAGUUGCUGUGAUAUUUCAUUUAUAAAUUGUGAACUUUGUACAAUUUUUGUCAUGCUGGAUGUUGACACAUCUUACUCAGAAUAAAAAGCAAAUGUGUUGCCAGAGGCCUGUGAAGACA
Molecule: messenger RNA, 9069 nt
Organism: Oryzias latipes (Japanese medaka)
Lineage: Eukaryota; Metazoa; Chordata; Actinopteri; Beloniformes; Adrianichthyidae
Source: RefSeq, a predicted model, not a curated record